CUCCUCCUUACCCUCUACUUCUCAGUCUCCGCUCAUUCCUCUUUCUUCCUUCCUCAUCCUCUCAUUCGCUUCUUCUCAUCUCAUCAUACCAUGUCUCGCGAGCUCAGAGUCACUAUCGUUGGCGGAGGAAUUGGUGGGCUGGCGUUGGCCAAUAUGUUGGAAAAGGCGGGAAUUGAAUACCUGGUCCUCGAAAAAUCUUCGACCAUCACGGCCCUGGGUGCUUCUCUCGGAUUGGAUGCCUCGACGCUCCGAGUCGUUGAACAGCUGGGCCUGUUAGAUGACUUUCUGCAAGCGUCCAAGCCCGUGAGGUGGUUCAACUUUUACAACGAGGCCAUACAGUCUACCGGCCGGGUCGAUUUUUCGUGCAUGGAGGAGAUUGGUGGCUAUCCAGCUAUCAUUCUCGACCGCCCUGCAUUCUACCGAUGCCUACUCAAAAAUCUGCCCAAGGAAAAGAUCCUCUAUGGCAAGAAGAUGGCUUCUAUCGAACAGGACCUGACCAGCGCCACAGUGCGAUGUGUCGAUGGCAGCUCCUACAAGAGCGAAAUCGUCGUCGGUGCAGAUGGCGCGUACUCGACUGUUCGCAAGCACAUGUACGAAGAAUUGGCUAAGAAAGGCAAGCUUUCUGUGAAUGAUGCCAAGCCCUUGACGUUUGACCAGCAUUGCCUUGUUGGCGUCAGCGAGCCAUUGGACCCCCAGGAGCAUGAGAUAAUUCGAAGAGAAACAACCGACUUUGAGAUUGUCAUUCCCAAGACCGACCCAUUCUAUGCUAUCUAUAUGCCAUUGCCCGGCAAUCGCGUCUCCUGGGCUGUGAUUCAUAAUGUUCCCAAGGCGGAGGCCAAGGUUGGAGAGGGCAGAUUGUCAGAGUGGGGUUCUGAGGCCAGUGAGACAAUGAUCAACUUUGUCCGACACCAGCCCAGUCCCUUCAAGGGCACUCUAGGCGAUAUCAUCGACAAGACCCCUAAGGAACUUAUCUCGAAGAUUGCGCUUGAGGAAAAGUAUUUUGAGUCUUGGUACGAUGGACGUGUUGUUCUCCUUGGUGAUGCUUGCCACAAGGUCGUGCCCAGUGCAGGAUUGGGAGCAAAUUUGGCCAUCUUGGACGCCGUUCAUCUCAGCAACCUCCUCGCUGAUCUUCCUUCUCCGUCGCAGGAGAAUAUCACUCUAAUUUUCGAGAACUAUUUCGACAAGAGAUCAAAAAUCGCACAGGAUGCGUUGAAUAAUGCUCGUGGAUUUGGGAAAGUCAUGUCAGACAGGGGCUUCAUUCCAGAGUUGGUGCGCAAACUGUUUUUGAACUAUGUGCCAGACUGGAUGACGCGUUGGUCCAAUACGCAGCGUCUGCAGUAUCGCCCACAGCUGCAUUUCUUGCCCGAGGUACCAGAUCGUGGCACGCCCAAGGCCCAGCCCCAGGAGCCGCGAAUGUUUGUGCCUGUCACAGUAGCAUAGCACGUUUUAUAGAUCCCUUUCUAUAUCUGUUUGUGCAUACCCUCAAUAAAUAUUAAUCCACUCG
Gamsiella multidivaricata is the source of this 1504-nucleotide messenger RNA. RefSeq lists its product as uncharacterized. The coding region runs from base 91 to 1440 and encodes 449 amino acids. Lineage: Eukaryota; Fungi; Mortierellomycota; Mortierellomycetes; Mortierellales; Mortierellaceae. Gene Ontology annotation, molecular function: FAD binding. The record is from RefSeq and is a predicted model, not a curated record. The transcript has 8 exons.